Messenger RNA from Aspergillus glaucus CBS 516.65, 1046 nucleotides. RefSeq names its product TMEM199/VMA12 family protein. Gene Ontology annotation, biological process: vacuolar proton-transporting V-type ATPase complex assembly. Bases 67 to 993 code for a protein of 308 amino acids. Gene Ontology annotation, cellular component: endomembrane system. The record is from RefSeq and is a predicted model, not a curated record. NCBI's taxonomy places the organism in Eukaryota, Fungi, Ascomycota, Eurotiomycetes, Eurotiales, Aspergillaceae. The transcript is spliced from 2 exons.
AAAUGAAUUAAUUGACCAGUCCUUCUAUACCCCUUCUAUUCUACCAUCGCAUUUGAGCCUCACAGCAUGGUCCAACUCGUCAUCACCACCCGCAUCCUCUCCGCGAUUGAGGCCAUUCCAGAGUCUCGUCGCAAGGACCUCGACCUUCCGGACUCUUUGAAUUUGAACUCUCCAAUCUCUCAUGAGCAAUUGAUUGGGUUAUCGCGUUACCUGAAAAGCAAUCCAGACGGCCACGAUGGCGACAGCAACACCCCGACAUCCUUGAACUCGCUCCUUCACGGGACGAAGGUCUACGUGCCUCCGCCGCCCAAUAAGCCAGAACCUACCCCCGAAUACAUCGCCCAAAAAGCCCGCCUCCUCGCCGCCGUCGAGGCAGACGCCUACAACCGCAUGACCUCCUCAACCUCAACAACCAAAGGCCCAUCACCAAUCUUCACCUCCACGACACCCAUCGUCUCCGCGAUCCACGACCCAAACACCUCCGACACCUCCGGCAAAGACCCCUUAACCCCCUCCCUCGUCCUAAACAUCUUCCUCUCCGUGCUCCUGACAGGAUUCAGCACAUACUGGGCACUGAGCAAAUUCUCGACACCGGAUAUACUUACUUCGACUGUUGCGAGUGCGUGGAGGGGGAGGGAUGUGCGUGGGGCGUCGGAGCCGGUGCGCGUGUUGUUGAGUCUUUUUGUGGCGCUGCUUGUUGGGUUGGCGGAGGUGAUCAUUUAUGCUAUUUAUUUGGGGAAGGCGGAGGAUGCGAGGGUUAAGGAGAAGAGGAUGAGGGAGAGGAGGGAGGUUGUUGGGAGUGAGCGGGUUGGCGGGAGGUCUGAGGAGGCUGAGGCUGAUGGUCAACAGAUGGUGGAUAAGGAUGAGGAGAAGAUUUGGGGUCGUGGUGCGAAUGGAGGGUUACGGAGGAGAGUGAGGGAGAAAUGGGAGGAGCAGGAGAAGGAGCAGGAGAAGGGGCAAGAAGGGAAGGGCGUGACUACCCAAGCAGAAUAGAGAGUAGAUAUCUACUGGAAUAAAAACAACGGAGCAUACUAUACCAUCUCGUC